GAACAUCUCCCCGUAGCCGGAAUCCGUGAAGUUUGUCAAAUUAUGACAGGAAGUCGUUUUCUUUUAAUAACAAUAACAAGAUAUAUGACUCGACGGUCCGUACGAGUGAACGUGAGCCCGUAACAGUCCCGCGGCCUCCGCAUGACAACCGGCGUGGAAACAGUCAAGAGUCGGUGACUACGCCUGCGCACUCCGGGCUGAAUAUCGAGCCGCCCUUCCUCCGCGCCAACUCGCACCGCAGCAGGACUCGGGCGGACGUUCCACGCACAACAACCGCGAGUUACUUCGCGCCUCUGACCGAAAAGUGCUCCGUGGCGACAUGGAGAGUCCGCUCCGCACCGAACACGAUGAGCCUCUGCUGCUGCUGCCGUCCCUGCGGCUCUUCAUCCCGCCGCUGCGCCUGGUGUCUGCGGCCAUGUGGCAGGUCGUCCAGCGGGGAGACGUGCACGACUACGGCAUGGUGGAGGAGUUCGUCAGCACCGUCACGGAAAUCGUGCCGGAGCUGCUGAACGCCGACCAGAAGGCUCAGCUCCUCCUGGGACUCAGAGCUCGGGUGGUUCUCGAGUUGUGUCAGGCCGAGGAGAUGACGGACAGAGAAACCAUCGAGAUGCACCUGGACCGGAUCAAGGCCCUUGUGUCCACCUGGGCGGCACAGCCGUGUUUUGCAGAGGUCGAGUUUCCAGAAUCAAACUUUGCUGAUCAAAUUGAGUUGUUGUUGAAAGACACAGAAGAGAAGGAGAAGUUUUUCCAGGAUGUUUUCCCGACGGACUUUGGGCCAGACUACGACAGCGCUCUGCAGGUGCUGAUGCUGGAUUUCCUGUCCAGGCUGGAGAAGCUUCUUCCAGUACCAGACAUCCAGCAGACUGCGUCCAUGCUCUGUGCCGUCCCGUCGGCCCUGGAGGAAUGUGUGCACUCGGUUCCCGACCUGCAGCACCUGAAGACCGUGCUCCUGUACAACACAACACUCGGACAUUUCGAUUUCUCUGAAGAAGCUCAGAGCAUCCCUUCUUCCUUUGGCAACUGCAUCCUGUCGUCGCUGUCGCUGCCUCAGCUGGAGAAGGUCAUCAUCGACACAGACCAGAUCCAGCUGCAGCCGUCGUCGGAGCAGAUGCAGGGCUGCAUGGCGGUCCAGGUGGAGGGCGAGACUGUGACGCUGUUGGACUACAUUCAGAUUGAGCAGCCGGAGGGUUUGGUCGAGCCCGACGAUCAGGAGGUGACCGAGAUGAACGAGGAGGAAGCGGCCGGCGACGCGACGGACGAGGACGUCGGCGACGCCUUGAAGCCGGCGGCUUUCCAGCCACUGAAACAAAGCAAACGGCUGCAGUUGAAGAGAAAAGCUUUAAAGGACAAAAACUCAGCAGCAGCCAAGAGGCAGAGGAAGAAAUACCCCAACAACAAGACGUGUCCCGUGUGCAGCAAGACGUUCCUCCGCGCCGCGGCCAUGAGGCGACACCAGGAAAUUCACUCGUCGAACCGCGAUCUCAGGUACAAGUGCGCCCACUGCGACAAGCGCUUCAGGGACCUCUACGACAUGAACCGGCACAACAUGCGCGUUCACGAGAAGGACGAGUUGAGCAGCAACUCCAAAGAGGAGGACUCGGGGGACCCCUGCACCUCGGAGAUGCCGGAAAACAAAACGUGCGACCUGUGCGGGAAGUAUUUCGGCCGCCCGGUCGACAUGGAGCGACACAUGAAGUCGCACUCGGAGGACAGGCCGUACAGGUGUCCCUUCUGCGAGAAGAAAUUCAAAAACCCGUACGUCCUGAAGAGACACCAGAAGGAGAUCUGCAAGAGCCGAGAGCUGAAGAGGCUGAAGAGGAAAGAGACACAGCAGUCCAACCCACUGCUGCCGCCGCCGUCGGACGGGUCGACGGAGGGUAAAGUCUGUCCCAUCUGCAGCCGGGUCCUGCCCUGCACCGCGGACAUCGCCAAGCACCUCCGGUCCCACUCGGAGGAGCGUCCGUUCAUCUGUGUCACGUGCGAGAAGGGCUUCAAGUACAAGGACACGCUGAAGAAGCAUCAGAUCAUCCACGGCCACGAGGGGAUUCGGGAGGAGGAGAGCAAGACGGUGGAGCAGAUUUUGGCGGAGGCCGACACGCAGACGUGCGACGACGCCACUGGCCUCGAUAAAGGAGGAAGUCCGGAGGAGUCGCCGUCGGCGCCGGUGCACAAAGUCGGCAAGAAGGGCCUGAAAGUGUGUCCGGUGUGCUCAAGGGCGUUCGACAGCGUCAAGACGCUCAACCGGCACGUGCAGUGUCACACGGAGGAUCGUCCGUACCACUGCGUCCACUGCAAGAAGCGCUUCAAGCACAUGCACGGGCUGAAGAGGCACCAGAUCUACGCCAUCUGCCACAAGAAGAUCACCCGCUUCCUGUGGAAGAAGGAGCCGAGGGCGGGCUCCAGCCAGGGGGAGCCGACCGGCGCCGACCCGCAGCAGGGGCCGCCGCUGAAGAUCCCCGUGUGGUGCUCCAACUGCGGCAAGCACUUUGAGUACCCGUCCGCCCUGAAGGAGCACCAGGAGAACGUGUGCCAGGUGGACGUGAGGGACGUCAUGGGCUGCGACGACUGCGGCAAGGAGUUCAAGAGCAUGACCAUGCUCAAGGUGCACCAGCGGAUCCACGACCCGCUCUACUGCAAGGAGUGCGGCAAGAUCCUCGCCAGCGAGCAGGCGUUCGAGCGGCACAAGCUGAUGCACCGGCCGAUGCAGUGCACCAUGUGCGACAAGACGUUCACGCUGCUGCGGCGCCUGCGCGAGCACUACGAGAAGCAGCACGACUUCGCCGGGCCGUUCGCCUGCCCGCAGUGCGACAAGACCUUCGUCCAGCUGUCCUACCUCGCCAUCCACCAGAGGAUCCACAAGGGCGAGUUCCCGUACAAGUGCAGCCUGUGUCCGGAGAAGUUCCGCUCGUCCAACUGCCUGACGGUCCACCAGCGGAAGCACACGGGCGAGAAGCCCUUCCUGUGCUGGCAGUGCGGCAAGUGCUACCGCUCGGCGUCGGAGCUCACCGUGCACAUGGGCACGCACUCGGAUGAGAGGCCCUGGGCCUGCGCGCAGUGCGACGUGGCCUAUCGCACCAAGCUGCAGCUCACCAACCACGUGGAGCAGGUGCACAUGGGCGUGCGCUAUCCGUGCGCCAGCUGCGGCAAGCAGUUCAUGAAGGAGACGUCGCUGAAGAGGCACGAGCUCAUCCACACGGGCGAGCGGCCGCACCAGUGCACCGUGUGCGGCAAGACCUUCCUGACGGCCAACGAGCUGCGGCUGCACAACCGCUACCACACGGGCGAGCGGCCGUACAAGUGCGAGGUGUGCGGCAAGGCCUUCAUCCAGUCGGGCUACCUGAAGUCGCACAUGCGCAUCCACACGGGGGAGAAGCCGUUCAAGUGCGACCUGUGCAACAAGGGCUUCCGGCUGUCGUACCACAUGAAGAAGCACCGGCGCACGCACACCGGGAAGCCCAAGAGCUACAUCUGCGAGGACUGCGGCAUCGCCUUCCUCCAGAAGAAGUCGCUCUGGGAACACUCGCUCACGCACAACGUGAAGAUCGAGCCGCCGUUCGCAGAUGAAGUGAGGAUUGAGUUACUGUAGGAGUCCGUUUCUUCUCUAGGCAACGAAACCAAAAAAUUUUCUCUGGUUUUAAUUCGUCCUUUGUUAUUUGAUUUUGACUAAAUCGUAAGAUGUUGAUUCAUAUGUUGUGUUAAGCUUUUUGGAUGAACUCUAAGGUGUAUUAUUUCUUCUUACAUUGCUUUUUGAAAUAAAUCCACCUUGAAUGUGUAA
This is a messenger RNA of Scophthalmus maximus (turbot), 3775 nucleotides long. Its product is annotated as zinc finger protein 99-like. Lineage: Eukaryota; Metazoa; Chordata; Actinopteri; Pleuronectiformes; Scophthalmidae. The record is from RefSeq and is a predicted model, not a curated record. The coding region runs from base 320 to 3586 and encodes 1088 amino acids. The transcript has 7 exons.